CAUACAGUAUGUAAUAUACGGUAAAGCUGCGUUGCAUUACGAACGAGCGACAGCGUCGCUCGUGUACGGAAUUCUAUUGUUGUCACUGCGGGCACACUCCCGUCCAUGCAGACACAACACCAUACCCCAUACCAUUAUAAAUGACUCAGACAGUUGUUCGAUGAGCAGUCAAGUUGUUUUUCGUACCAUGACACGAGCCCGAAAAGGCGGAGGGAUGGAUUUCUUAGAACCAGAUAAUGGUUCCCGAAUCCUAGAGAAGUUAAGGAUGCAGAGGGCAGACGAGAAAUACUGUGACAUUGUUUUAAAUGUAGAGGGAAAAGUGUUCAAGGCCCACCGGAAUGUUUUGGCUGCGUGUAGCCCGUACUUCGAUACUAUGUGCAAUAGCGGGCUGGAGGAAGAUAAAGUGGAUACAGCCGUGGCGACCAUCGAAUGUACAUCAGCUGAAGCAAUGGAUGAGAUUUUGAACUACAUGUAUACAGGGAAAAUCUCAAUCAAUGCCAACAAUGUUGAGUCUAUUUUAAGAGGGGCAGACCCUUUCCUGAUGACUGCUUUGAAGGAAUAUUGCUAUCAAUUCAUGUGGCAGAAUAUGGAUGCCUCCAACGUACUGGCAGUGAGGCAGUUAUCCGACUUGUAUGGCUUUGCAGAUUUGUUCAGCCGUUCACAACAGUUCAUUCGAAAUCAGUUUAUGCAGGUUAUUCAACAUUCCAUGGAAGAUGUCCUCAGGCUCAGCUAUGAAGAUAUCCUUGAACUCAUCACUGAUGAAAAAAUCAGGGUAGAAAAGGAAGAGUGUAUCUAUGACAUUGUCGUCCAGUGGGUGAAAUUUGAUAUUGCGUUCCGAAAGCCUCUGUUUCCCCGGUUGUUAUCUCAUGUGCGUAUGCCACAUCUUGGACGGGAUUUUCUCAUUACUCAUGUUGAGAAGGAAGAACUUGUUUCCGCCUUUGAUGAGUGCAGGAACAUGUUGGCUGAAGCAAAACAUCAGACAGAUACUACGAGACGAAGUUACUGCAGCGACAGCCCUGUCUUGAAGCCUCGUAAGGGACGUCUGACGGAUGUUGUCGUCAUGAUUGGCGGUGUAUCAGAGCAGGGACCUUUGGCAGAUUGCUUUGCCUACCUCAUCGAUGAAAACCGGUGGAGCUCACUCCCGCCCCUUCCCAACGAGCUUCGAUUCCAUGCAACAACCAUAUUGAACAACUGUAUGUAUGUGGCAGGUGGAACGAGCAACCAGCUUACAACGAGCAAGGUGCAUUGCUAUGACCCCAUCAACAACUCUUGGAAUGAAGUGGCCUAUCUGCAAACCCCUCGUGAAUACCUCUCUCUUGUGCCUUGUGAUGGUCAUCUCUAUGCUCUCGGUGGACUGCGCUGGGAUCGUGUCCAGCAAAGUGUUGAACGUUAUGAUCCCGAUGCUGACAAGUGGUGUUGCGUCUCACAAAUGCCAACAAAGCGGUACAACAUGCAAGUCGUGUCGGUUGGUAACAGGUACAUUUAUGCCAUUGCUGGGAGGGACUCGUCACGCAGACCUACUCCUAUCGUUGAACGCUAUGACACAAAGACCGAUGAGUGGACUUCUGUGGCAUCCAUUCCGACCAAGGAUGGCCUCUGGGAAUGUCCUGUUGUGGAAGUCUACCAAGGCCAAAUAUAUGUCACAGACCUGUCAACCAAAGCAUACAGACUGAAUGUAGAGCGCAAUGCUUGGGUCGAGGCCCAAUGCAAGUUUGCACGGAUACCAGAGAGAACUUGUUUCCAAUACUGUGCCAUUAACCGCAACGUCUUUAUCUUUGGUGGAUGGGGCAGUGAGAGGUCCAACAACUCGCCCAUCUCCGAUGCCUGUAUAUUCAACCAGGAGCUGGGCUUGUGGAGUAAUAUAGCUCCACCUCCUGCCUCCACCUUAGCCUCUGCAUGCUGCUUUCUCCAGGUGCCCUAUGAAUUCCUAUCGGAGAACGGAACAUGAUGAUUACAUUCCACAAAUCAAGUCUUUUUAAAGGAUUGCUUACAGCCACCAUAAGUUGGUAAGUAUUUCACUUUAACCCCCUCCUCUCUCUCUCUUUCCCUCUGCAUUAUAUUGUGUGGGUAUACCCCAUCCCAGAAAUCUUUCUCUCUACACAAAUCUCUCUUUCACGUCCUUAUGUCUUGUCUGUCACUUCUCUCUGGUAGACCGAUUUCUCUC
This is a messenger RNA of Lytechinus variegatus (green sea urchin), 2164 nucleotides long. Its product is annotated as kelch-like protein diablo. The record is from RefSeq and is a predicted model, not a curated record. Gene Ontology annotation, molecular function: protein binding. Lineage: Eukaryota; Metazoa; Echinodermata; Echinoidea; Temnopleuroida; Toxopneustidae. The transcript has 2 exons. Bases 161 to 1948 code for a protein of 595 amino acids.